AUUCUGUUAAAAAUUUAAAUCAUAUGUAAAUGGGUUGUUUUCCUGUUAAUUUGCAAUAACUAUACAGGAAUCAUUUGAUUUUUCAACACAUAACAGUUUUAAUCUUUGAGUAUAUUUAUUUUGUUAAAAUUCUAACAAUAUGACAUCAUUACCAACGAAAAAGAAGUUUCCUUUAUCAGCUAGCGCUGAUUCCUACUAUAUGCCAGGAGUUGCCAAAGGAUUAUUGGCCUAUACGAGAUCCGAACUAGGAUACAAAAACGCUACACCGUCAGAUCCAUUUGGAAAACCACCUCCAGGUUAUAUACCAGGGAAGGGAAGGGGUGCUACAAGUUUCGCAGGCGGUGUAUCUCGAGAUGACACUCAUGAUGAUAGUGAUGCUAAUGAUUUGGGAGGUCCAUAUCAAGUCCACUGUGAGAAUGAACAGCUUUUUAAGGACGCUGUAUACGAUGACGACGAUAAGGAAGCAGACUUAGUAUACGAGUCAAUUGACUCCAGAAUGGAUGAAAGACGCAAAUCAAGAAGAGAACAAAAUUUAAAAAAUGAAAUUUCUAAACUUCGUAGUGAAAAGCCUACUAUUCAUGAACAAUUGGCGCAAUAUAAGCGUAAUUUAUCAACUCUGUCAAAAGAGGAGUGGGAAUCAAUUCCAUAUAUCGGAGACUACUCACUGAAGAGAAAACAGCAGAAGAAGCUACAGACUUAUGUACCACCUCCAGACAGCUUAAUUUACUCCUCAAGAGCAAAUAUGCAACACACUUCAUCUAUUGGGACUGAAACUCCCUUGGGCUUUUCCACGCCUUUGGGGAUUAUGGGAGCUAAAACACCACUUGGAAUGCAAACUCCAGGUGGAUUCACGACUACUUCAGGAAGAAAAUCGACACUUAAUCUACUCGGAGAAGCUAGAGGAGAAGUCUUAUCCUCAACGCUUGACAAGGUCACAGAUAACCUUUCAGGGCAAACUGUAGUUGACCCCAAAGGGUAUUUAACAGAUUUAAACUCAAUGAAAACUGAGUUUGAGGAAGCUGAUGUUCAAAAGGCUAGAACAUUACUGAAAUCGCUGAUUAGUACUAAUCAGAAGCAUGCUCAGGGCUGGAUCGCAGCUGCAAGAAUGGAAGAACUUGCAGGCAAAAUUGAGGCUGCCAGAGAAAUAAUCGCUCAAGGAUGUGAAAAUUGCCCGGAUAAAGAAGAUGUCUGGUUAGAAGCAGCUCGUUUAGAAAAGCCAGAAUACGCCAAGUCAAUCCUCGCCAAAGCCAUUAAAAUCAUUCCGACCUCGGUAAAAUUAUGGCUUGAAGCUGCUGAUAAAGAGACUUCAAAUGAUAAUAGAAGGAGGGUAUUGAGAAAGGCACUAGAGUUUAUACCAAACUCGAUAAGGUUAUGGAAAGAGGCUAUUUCAUUAGAGAAUGAAACAAAUGCAUAUAUACUGCUGAAAAGAGCAGUAGAAUGUGUACCAGAGUCACUAGAUAUGUGGCUAGCACUCGCAAGGUUAUGUCCAUACGAAGAGGCACAAAAAGUGUUAAACGAGGCUAGAAAGAAACUUCCAACUAAUGUUGAUAUCUGGAUCACAGCAGCUAAAUUAGAAGAAUCAAACAAUAACUACGAGAUGGUUGAGAGGAUUAUAGUGAGAGCAAUUGAUAAUUUGUCGAAAAAGGGAGUAGUUCAUAUUAGAAGUAACUGGUUAAAACAAGCUGAAACUGCAGAAGCAAAUUCGUUUGUUAAAACAGCACAAUCAAUAAUAAAGAACACUAUGACUAUUGGGGUGGAUGAGCAUAACAGGAAAUCAGUUUGGUUAGAAGAUGGUGAAACUUUUGUGGAACAUGGCUCAUACGAAUGCGCAAGAGCACUGUAUAAGAAUGCACUUGAGUAUAUGAAGACAAGAUCGUCACUUUGGCUGGCACUAGUUGAAUUGGAGUCAAAACACGGAACACCUGAUAAAGUUGAAGAUCAUCUCAGAUCGGCGGUAUCGUAUUGUCCAAACUCUGAAAUCUUAUGGUUAAUGUAUGCGAAGCAUAAAUGGGUCGAAGGUGAUGUGGAAUCUUCAAGAGAUAUUUUAUCAAGAGCUUUGACAAUGAAUGAGAAUAAUGAAGCCAUUUCAUUAGCAGCUGCUAAAUUAGAUAAAGAAACCCAUGAAUAUGAUAGAGCAAGGAAAUUGCUCGAAAAAGCACGAACUCGUUGUAACACACCAAAGGUUUGGAUGAAGAGUGUACAGUUGGAGCGACAAUUGAAGAAUUAUGAAAAGGCACUAGAAUUGGUGGACAAGGCUCUUGAAAUACACCCAUAUUUCGAUAAGCUAUGGAUGAUUUCAGGACAGUUGAAACUAGAAAAACAUCCAAAAGAUGUUGAAGGAGCCACAUUAACAUAUAAACAAGGAGUUGAAACUUGUCCUUGGAGUGUUAAUUUAUGGCUCUUGUCAAUUGAGUUACAGAUAGAAUUGAAGGAGUUUGCAAAGGCCAGAGCUUUGGUGGAGACUGCAAAGAAUAAAAUCAGAACAAUAUUAGGCUCAAAUAUUAAGAAAAAUACUGAUAUCACUAAAGUGCAAACGAAAGUGCUCUCAAAUUCAGAACUGUCAAGGAUGGCAAAGCUUUCAAUGGACUCCGACGAUCCUGACUCCGUAAAGGAAAUGAUCGAAAACAUCAUUUCACAAUGUGAUUUGAUAUGGCUGAAAGGAGUUGAAAUUGAAAUGGAAACCGGCGUUCAUGAAAACGCCCACUUUGCAAUGUCAAAAGCGCUUCAGGAACUUCCUGACUCUGGUCUUCUCUGGGCACGCUCAAUAUUCCUCGAAGAACCCAAUGCACAGAAAACCAAAGCAGCAGAAGCGUUGAAGAGGAACCAGAAUUCGCCGCAUAUAGUUUUAGCAGCUGCAAAGAUAUUCUGGAAUUGUAAGAUGAUAGAUAAGGCUAGGAGGUGGUUUCAAACAUGCAUAACUCUGGAUGAAUCAAAUGGGAUUUCUUGGGGAACCUUCAUAGCUUUUGAACUUGACUGUGGGACUGAGGAGUCAAUGAAACAGGCGAUAAAUAAGUUUAUAGAGGCAGAACCAAACAGAGGGUACGAGUGGUGUAGAGUCACCAAAAAGGUUGAAAACUGGAACAUUCCUCUUCCACAAAAGCUGUACAAGUUUAUACAGGAAUACUACCCUGAAGUUCUCACAGAUAAAGUGCCCAAAGAUGUAAUGGAGGUGCUUAAUCCGACGGAAGUAAAGAAGGAAUCAGAUUAAAUUUUAAUGUAACAAUAUUAAAACUUUUAAAUUUAAGUUAAUCUUUAGUGUUA
Molecule: messenger RNA, 3261 nt
Organism: Theileria parva strain Muguga
Lineage: Eukaryota; Apicomplexa; Aconoidasida; Piroplasmida; Theileriidae
Gene: Prpf6
Product: Pre-mRNA-processing factor 6 domain protein
Exons: 14
Coding region: 140-3208 (1022 amino acids)
Biological process (GO): spliceosomal tri-snRNP complex assembly; mRNA splicing, via spliceosome
Cellular component (GO): catalytic step 2 spliceosome; U4/U6 x U5 tri-snRNP complex
Molecular function (GO): protein binding
Source: RefSeq, a predicted model, not a curated record